AUGCCGGAAUUCAAAAAUUUAAUCCCAGCCAACGGAGCCUGGAAACAAGAUAUUACCAAUUGGUUACAAGAAGACAUCCCUGCAUUUGAUUUCGGAGGCUAUGUAGUAGGUUCCAAUGAAAAGAAUGCUACGUUAUAUUGCAAGCAGCCCGGAAUUCUCGCUGGAGUGCCAUUUUUGGAAGAAGUUUUUAAUCAGUGUGGUUUAUCAUAUACUUGGUUGUAUGAGGAGGGUGAAUACUUGGAUCCAUCUGAAAGUUCAGAAGGUAAGCUUCCUGUAGCUGAUGUUAGAGGCGAAGCCAAAAACUUGUUAAUGGCAGAGAGAACCGCCUUAAAUAUAUUGAGUAGAUGUUCAGGAAUUGCAACUGCUUCUCAUAACAUCAUUACUUUGGCACGGAAAGCUGGUUACCAAGGCAUCAUAGCAGGUACCAGGAAGACAACACCAGGUCUUCGCAGAUUAGAGAAGUACUCGAUGUUGGUUGGUGGCUGUGAUAUGCAUAGAUAUGACUUGUCGUCGAUGGUUAUGCUAAAAGAUAACCACAUAUGGGCCACUGGUUCUAUUACUAAUGCAGUUCAGGAUGCAAGACAAGUUUGUGGGUUUUCAGUGAAAAUUGAAGUUGAAUGUCAAUCUGAAGCUGAGGCCGACGAGGCAAUCCAAGCAGGCGCUGAUAUAAUCAUGCUAGAUAACUUUAGUGGUGUUAGUAUAAGGUCCACUGCAAGAAGUUUGAAGCAGAAAUGGGCCGAUAAAAAGCAGUUCUUAUUAGAAUGCAGCGGAGGCCUCAAGAUAGACAAUCUGCCUGAAUAUUUAUGUAAUGAUAUUGACAUCUACAGCACAAGUAGUAUUCACCAAGGAACAGGUGUCCUUGAUUUCUCUCUCAAACUUAACCAUUAA
Eremothecium cymbalariae DBVPG#7215 is the source of this 888-nucleotide messenger RNA. It is a transcript of the gene BNA6, whose product is annotated as nicotinate-nucleotide diphosphorylase (carboxylating). Gene Ontology annotation, molecular function: nicotinate-nucleotide diphosphorylase (carboxylating) activity. Gene Ontology annotation, biological process: NAD+ biosynthetic process; quinolinate catabolic process. The coding region runs from base 1 to 888 and encodes 295 amino acids. The record is from RefSeq and is a predicted model, not a curated record. The transcript has a single exon. NCBI's taxonomy places the organism in Eukaryota, Fungi, Ascomycota, Saccharomycetes, Saccharomycetales, Saccharomycetaceae. Gene Ontology annotation, cellular component: cytoplasm.